Molecule: messenger RNA, 1386 nt
Organism: Pisolithus orientalis
Lineage: Eukaryota; Fungi; Basidiomycota; Agaricomycetes; Boletales; Pisolithaceae
Exons: 4
Coding region: 464-1192 (242 amino acids)
Source: RefSeq, a predicted model, not a curated record
CCCUCACUAUGUGCUUUACAGAACUGGAAAUGAAAGUUCGAUCGCUAGGAGGCACCUCCCGCAAAUGGUUGGAUUGUAACGUAAUAGGUAGGCGUCUCGACCCACCGAGUUUGGUUAUCACUAACGCGGCACGGCGGAGGCCGAGCGGAUCGAUGGCUCCGGGCGGCUGUGAUUUAAGCGUUGCUGCAGAAUCCUAUGCAACGAGCUCGUCCGACCGUUGGUUGGGCUAUUUAUUGGACAAGCCUACAUCCUCCUUCCGAGGGAGAAGUUUUCAUGGCUCGGUAAUUUGCAUGCGAACAUUCUCGGACCUCUGUUGUGGAUGGCACGCACUGGCGUCGUACGCAGAGCGCUUGUGCCACGUUCCGCCACUACCACCCUUCUUCCGAGCUUCCGCUAGUAUGGGUUACUUAACUGCUCGGGAGUCCUCUUCUCCCUUUGUCUCCACACGCAGUUCUCUAACGCCAUGAGUUUCAUCGCCUCGACCAGGGCGGUCUUCACGCGCAUAUUUACUGCCUUGGCCAACUUCGUGAAGAUAUGCCUCAAGCCUUUUGUUCAAGCUCGGUCUUUAAGCAGAGAAAUCGGAGGUCUGGAUGACGGCACUUUUGAGCUUGCCUCGUCUGGGCCACGGCCCCAGGAGGACAGAGUUGAGAAUAGAACUUCGCAAUUGCAAUAUCAGUGGGAAUCCGUGAUGCCUAAGGCUGUCUGUAUCUGGGGAUGUGAUUGUGAAUUCUGUCGCUUGCGACCCGUGAAUGUUUCUGGAAACACUGGUGCUCACACCGUCUACAUUCCAACAGACCACUCUCCAAGGCCUCCGCAGCAUUACAGACUACCCUCUCUUCGUUGUGUCAUGGACACUCUUUAUCCCCCCUCUCUCCUGACUGUUCCCACUGUCCUACCCAACUUUGCUACCUACAUCCCUGAAGAUCCCUUACACUUCCCUGCCGCUUGCGAGAAUAGAUGCCCUGCACCUUCCCAUGUUUCAGGUGGCUCGCUAGGAGAUGUGUACCCACUUCGCAGUGGCGGCCGCGGUCCGACAGUAUGGGCCGAAUUAGGGGAUGGAGACAGAACUGACGACAGCUUUCCGCCCCCUCCCUAUUCACGCUUUGACGCCGCGCGCCCUCGUUGUUACGAGGUGCCAGACACCUUAUCGCGUUAUCCACAUAUUUCCUUUCUUAAUUCUCUGGCGUCCUGAGAGUUGACUUAUUCACACACCCAAUGGGUAGACAAGGGGUUAAAAGUAGAAGUCCUCCUGUAGUCCUAUGAAGGUUAUGUUCACAGUCGCGCUGUAGAGUUACUUUAGAAGGGGAGACGCAAUCUGUGUAAUUCCCACGUCUUUGUAAGUUAUCACUAGGUCCGAAGGUGGGACUCGAACGGCUCGAGAGGGAU